AUGGUGCAAUUGGCAAAAUAUUUAUUGCGAAUUGGAAGGAUGGUGAAAGAAUGGAUGAUUUUUGGUAUGAUGAAACCAUUAAUACCCAAAGAAAACGUAGUAUUCCUGUUCCAGUUGCAAUCCAAUUCGCAAAAUGCUCCCAAAGAAUUUAUCAAUGAGCUAAAAGUUCAUCAUCAAUUUAUAACAAGCGGUAUAAGGUUUCUUCGAUUGUAUGGUGUUUCUCGGGAUCCGAUUACAAAAAAUUAUUGUGCUGUGUACUCGAAU
Messenger RNA from Funneliformis caledonium, 264 nucleotides. NCBI's taxonomy places the organism in Eukaryota, Fungi, Glomeromycota, Glomeromycetes, Glomerales, Glomeraceae. The record is from the annotation of a GenBank genome assembly.